UACUAGUUAAUAAGGAUACGUGCACCGACACCGGCGAUGGAGAGAGAGGGUAAGAAUUGGACGGGUAGGAAAGAAAGAGGGAGGGUAAGAUAACAAAAAUGGACAGAUACGGGCAGAACAGAGGGGAAGACGAAAGUAAUAAGGGAAAUUACCCAGAUUGACUUGACGGGCCAGAGGAAGAGGAAUGGAGAGAAUUAGGGGGGGGGGGAGAAAGGGAAGGGAGGAAGUCUUGGGCCGAGAGGGGGAGGCUUGGGUUCAGAGCCGAGCCUUGCCUAGAAAAGGCCGCUUGCACAGCCGGGCGGAAGACGGGGACAAGACUGGCCAGGAUGACAAGACGCAACAAGCUGGGAAGCCUGGGAGGCCUGGGCGCCGGCCGGGCCAAGAGCCGUGCGGGGCAAGUGGCGUGGCCGCUGGAUUGGUCAACGGUCGCCCUCUCAGAGUGGUUAGCCAGGCAGCAGUAAGAGUAGAAAGUGGACUAGAACUACGGAGUACCAAGUCCACCAUGGAGAAGCGUCCCCAAUGCUCAUUCACGGAUCGGAUCCUUCUUCAUCCUGUCGACUCGUCGAGGGCUGUCUUGACCCAUCCUCAAAAGUACCCCCUGCACGGAAAGGGUUCUCCUCAACCCUCCGGGUGACUAGUCCAUCUAGUGCACGCCAGGCUGCCAAAUAAUGCGCUGGGCUAGUUCGGGGUCCAUCCCAAUACCGUACCAUACGGAGUACACCGGACACAACAAUACAGCUCCCCUGUCUGGUCUGUCUGUCACCCACCAACCAGCAACCCCGCGCCGGAUGCUGCAUUUUGGGAAUUUUUGGCUUCCUUUGUUAGUCAUCGGAAUUUCCUCUAGUACUAACUAAUUAGGAAGGCACAAUGUCUCACCGUCGUUUUCAGGCUUCCGGCA
Aspergillus ibericus CBS 121593 is the source of this 898-nucleotide messenger RNA. RefSeq lists its product as uncharacterized. The transcript has a single exon. Bases 185 to 634 code for a protein of 149 amino acids. NCBI's taxonomy places the organism in Eukaryota, Fungi, Ascomycota, Eurotiomycetes, Eurotiales, Aspergillaceae. The record is from RefSeq and is a predicted model, not a curated record.